UUAUAUUUUUGGUCAGAGUUUUAAUGACAAAGUUUAGUCCAAGUGGCCUUUUCCAUUCCAUGAGUACAAUUUUUAUCUUUUACAUUGCAGGCCUAUGGAUUGCCGAGCCGCUUUCCAUUGUGCGUUGGUGAGAUGUCAUAUUCAUCGCGGUAAUUAGCUGUCAUUCACAUCUCGUCACAACUAGCAAUGACAACAAACACAGCGGGAUAUCACAUUCCAUCUCACCAUCCUCAUGCGGACUCUACCAAGGUCACACGGUCAUCAUUCAAACCUCCACAAUCAUUUCCCAAGUAUAGAUGUCUUCACAAAUUUCAAACAUGUGAUAGCUAUUUCAUGUGAAGCAUUCCUCUAAGAUUUCAUCCUCAACAUACGAGUGAUUUAACUGGUUACAUUGAGAGACCUUGAUGAUUCCGUAGCCACAUGCAAGAGCCAUUCAGUGAGCUUUACAUACGACAUAGUUGUAAGAACAUCAACUGAACAUUGGGAUUGUGGAGGAUAAAGGUAUGAUGGACACCAUACAUUCUGUAUAUAGAUCAAACAGUGAUAUCAUUACAAAAUAGUCGUGACACAGUGUGUUAUAAAGUUAGUCAGGUGGGAUGUCAAAAUAAGUCAAACAUAACUAAUUGUGUAAAUCCAACGGAACUUGAUGAUUGUGCAGUGACAGAUUACACGGAUGAAUACAACGAGGGUGUGAAACAGAAUCGUGCCAGAGUAACAACUAAUACAUGAAUGUGACUUUCAGUUCUUAGUGCCUUAAGUGUUUUUAUCAAGCAUCGAAUCUGAAAGUGUGUUAACGUGUUAAUAUAUAGUGUCACAUCAUCAGUGUGCGUGCUGUUGUACAGAAGAAUGGGAAACAUGGAUAUCCUCGUGGACCACUUCAAUACCAACACCAGUUGGUACACGCCCCACAGCAGUGUGGAGCCGACCAACCACACACCCAUGGGCAGUGCCCCAGGGACAGAAACAGUCAACGAGUUUAUGCUGCAUUACAGUCAGUACCAUGGAUUCAUCAGUGCGGUGAUCUGUGUGUUCGGAGUUGUAUCCAAUAUUUUAAACAUCAUAGUGCUGACACAGCGUCACAUGAUCACACCCACAAACUACAUUCUGAUUGCGCUGGCCAUCUCCGAUGUACUCACAAUGUCUUUCUACCUGGUUUAUGCAAUCUACUUCUACUGCUACGCCAUCCCUUUUACCAUCUACGGUCACUCGGAGGGCUGGAUAUACUUCGUGUGUAUUAACAUCCUUGUGGUGAUAACAUGUCACAACAUGGCUAUGUGGCUCACUGUGUCGCUUGCUGUAUUCCGAUACAUCUUUGUAUGUCAUCAUGUUGUAGCCAAUCAGCUUUGUAGUCUUCAGCGUGCGAAAAUUACUAUUGCCGUGGUAAUGUUUACAACUAUUAUUACUUGUACCCCAAACUACUUCCUGUACCAAGUAGUGGAGAUGAAAAUCGGCAACAAUCAGACAGGCUACUGGGUGAUCCAGAGCGAGUUUGCAUCAAACAAUAUUUACUUUCAGCCAAUCACUUUCUGGAUAUACGGAGUAAUAAUAAAAAUAGCACCUUGUGUUUUACUAACUAUACUAAGUGCAUGUAUAAUAUACAAAAUGAAUGAGGCAAGCAAGCGUCGCCAACGGUUACUGCAGCAGUCCGGUCGCCAUAACGAGGAGGCACUUGCUGAACAUAACCGCACCACCAUGAUGUUGGUGGCUGUUGUUUUAUUUUUUGUCAUUACAGAAUUCCCACAAGGCAUCCUGGCAGCCAUUAGUGGCCUCAACGACACAUUUUUUCAGAAUGUCUACUCGAACCUAGGAGACAUCAUGGAUCUCCUCGUUCUCAUCAACAGUGCCAUCAACUUCAUCCUCUACUGCAUCAUGAGCCAACAGUUUCGCGACACUUUCAAAAACUUGUUUGUCUGCAAACUACAGAAAGUACGCAACCACAACUCCAACACAUCCCGACAGAAUGGUUCCUCGUCGUAUUACAAUGUGAAAACCGAGUCCACUCAGGUGUAACGUUAGAAUGUGUAGGUUUCAGGUAUUCUAGGAGGUAAUCAAAAUUAUCUUGUGACUUUUGUGGCUCGAGUGUCCACAUUAGGCCAGAGCCUUAUUGACAAACCAUGGCAACUGUUACUAUGGUUCCAGUGAUAAGUUACCAAGUCUUCAGUAGCAAUCAUGUUACUACAGCAGAGAUCCCUACAGGAUUUAGGAACAAGUGAUGACUUGUCAGUGAUCAGUUACGAUGUAACUGUUAGUAACAAACUUGUUACAGUGGUCCUAACUAAGAUGACUGUGGCCUUAGUAACAAUAACUAAACUAUCUGUUAGGCUGCCGACUGUGACCAUACUACAGUAACUUUGGAGACUAAUUUGUUACUGCUAUGGUAUAUCAGGGCAACAGACACUGUGCUAACAGAGUGGCCUUGUAACUAUUGGAGUACGGAAUACUGAAACAUGAUUUUUUUUCUGGUUUUCUGGCAAACAACGACAGUCUGCUAUAGUAUAAGAAAUAAUAUCUGUGAUUUCUGUCACGGGAAGAAUAACUAGUAACCCUUAUAGAGGUACAAACAAUGAGUGUUCAGAUGAGAAGGUGUUUGGAAUCCUGUCCUUAGCCAUUCAGCUUUACUCUGAUCGGUAAUUUUGUUAGUCCUGAAAGUGUACGGUACUGCUGAUCCAAAAGAGCUGUGGAUUGUCAACUAUUCAGACAGUUGAGUGUUAUCAACCAUAGCAACAGACAAUUCUGGAUAGCUACUAGCUGUAUUGAGAGAGGGAGCCAUAGGGAUCAGUUACAGACAACACGACCUAGUUACCAUGGGAUCGGUUACAGACGACACAACCUAGUUACCAUGGCAAUCGGUUACAGAUGACACAACCUAGUUACCAUGGGGAUCGGUUGUUUACCUAGUUACCGUGAGGAUCGGUUACAGAGGAUAUGUUUACCUAGUUACCAUGGGGAUCGGUUACAGAGGAUAUGUUUACCUAGUUACCAUGGGGAUCAGUUUCAGAGGAUAUGUUUACCUAGUUACCAUGGGGAUCGGUUACAGAGGAUAUGUUUACCUAGUUACCAUAGGGAUCGGUUACAGAGGAUAUGUUUACCUAGUUACCAUGGGGAUCGGUUACAGAUGAUAUGUUUACUUAAUUACCAUGGGGAUCGGUUACAGAUGAUAUGUUUACCUAGUAACCAUGGGGAUCGGUUACUGAUGAUAUGUUCACAUACAUGCUCCAAAUCUGCUAAUUGGGUGUAUACAAUAAAACAGUUAACACAGGGGAAUGUGUCUGUAUAUGUACCAAUAAAAGCAGUUAAGACAUUGGGAGCUUCUAGUGAACACUUCAGUGAAGAACUUCAAUAGUGAACAACUUCUAUAGUGAACAACUUCUAUAGUGAACACAUUCUAAUGAACACGUCAGUGACAAAGAAAGCAUGUUACAUUACUCAGAAAACUAUGGAUAAGUUCCUUGUGUGUUUGUCAUUAAGUGAACAACUAAAAAGUAUGUAAUUACUAAGUUGGUAACUAUGGAACGGUAUAUGUGUUGUUAAAAUCAUUUCUUCAAUGUGUGACUACAUAGGUAUACCGUUGGAACUAAGUUGUUGUGUGGAUCCCUCCUACAGUUUGGUCAUUAUAAUAUACUGAAAAAAAAAAUCCUGAAGAAAAAACAAUCUAAGGGCAUCAAGUAUUUAAGUAACCCAUAUCCUGUGUAUUUAUCCAGUAUAUAGUUUUGAUGAGACAGUCACAGAUACUGUGUAAGAAUCCAGAAUGUAAUUUUGGUAAUAACAUGCAUGCUAUUGCUUUGUAAGGAGUGGAGAUAUAAAACUGCCUAUUGUCUGUA
Molecule: messenger RNA, 3821 nt
Organism: Pecten maximus
Lineage: Eukaryota; Metazoa; Mollusca; Bivalvia; Pectinida; Pectinidae
Product: sex peptide receptor-like
Exons: 1
Coding region: 847-2010 (387 amino acids)
Biological process (GO): G protein-coupled receptor signaling pathway
Cellular component (GO): membrane
Molecular function (GO): G protein-coupled peptide receptor activity
Source: RefSeq, a predicted model, not a curated record